This is a messenger RNA of Diospyros lotus (date-plum), 827 nucleotides long. Its product is annotated as transcription factor TCP11. The transcript has a single exon. Gene Ontology annotation, cellular component: nucleus. Bases 63 to 692 code for a protein of 209 amino acids. Lineage: Eukaryota; Viridiplantae; Streptophyta; Magnoliopsida; Ericales; Ebenaceae. Gene Ontology annotation, molecular function: sequence-specific DNA binding; DNA-binding transcription factor activity. The record is from RefSeq and is a predicted model, not a curated record.
UCCCCCAAACCAAGCUCUCUCUCCUCUCUCUCUCUCUCUCAAACCCUAAUCUCUCUCUCCUCAUGGGUUCAGAGAUGGUCCUCCACAACGUCUCCUCGCAGCGAGACGCACACCCGCAAAACCUUGUUUCUGCCGCGGCCGGCGCCGGUUCUGGCUCUUCGGCGACCGCGGGCCGUCAAUUGGCUCCGGCCAGAAAGGGGGGCGGUUCGUCGAGGGACCGACACACGAAGGUGAACGGCCGGGGGAGGAGAGUUCGAAUGCCGGCGCUCUGCGCGGCGCGGAUCUUCCAGCUGACGCGCGAGCUCGGCCACCGCUCCGACGGCGAGACCAUCGAGUGGCUGCUCCGCCAGGCCGAGCCCUCCAUCAUCGCCGCCACCGGCACCGGUACCGUUCCUGCGGCACCGGUCUCCACCACCGUCGGAACUCUCCCGAUCUCCGCCUCCACUCCGUCCACCUCCUCCCCGGUCUCCAGGGCGCAGCCGGUGGCGGCGGUGGGUCCCGCUGGCCGCAUCCCGCCCGGUAUGUUCACCAUGGCCCCGCCGAGUUGUAGAUUGGACCUGUGCCAGCCUUCGCCAAUAGGGAUCGACUUUUCCGGCAAUGGAUUCCGGAACAUGCCGUUCACGGCGCUGCUUCUGCACCCGGCGGCCGACGAGGCGGAGGAGAGAAGCCAAGAAGAGGCCCUUUCCGAGUAGAAGAUAUAAAUAUCCAAAUAUAAAAUAUAUAGAUAUUAGAGUUUAUCUUAAGGUUGGAAAAUGUUGUUUUUGGGGAUCAGCUUCAGCCUUCAGCCAGUUUGAAAUAUCUAUGGGUGUUUUGGUUGGCAGUGGUCA